GAAAAAUUAAUCCGCAGGCAUGCGGGCGCCUGCAAGAACGUCUACUCCCCCGCGAGCGGCCGCUGGCGACACCCUCAGGUUCUGUCUUCAGGUUCAAGUUUACUCUGCAUUCCAGUUUCAUUUCCAGCAUUGUCUGUCAUAAGGAUCAAACAGGAUAAGAAAAGAAUUUAUAAAUUGAACUUCAACACUUAUAAAUAUGAUGCAGUUCAUGUUGUUAUUCAGUCGCCAAGGCAAACUACGCCUUCAAAAGUGGUACGAAGCUCACCCAGAUAAAGUUAAAAAGAAGAUCACCCGAGAACUCAUUUCCACAAUCCUUGCUAGGAAACCAAAGAUGUCUUCAUUCCUUGAGUGGAAGGACUUGAAAAUUGUUUAUAAGAGGUACGCUUCCCUGUACUUUUGCUGUGCCAUAGAGCAGCAGGACAAUGAGUUGCUGACACUGGAAGUGAUUCACCGAUAUGUCGAACUUCUUGACAAAUAUUUUGGAAGUGUGUGUGAACUGGACAUCAUCUUCAAUUUUGAGAAGGCAUACUUUAUGCUAGACGAGCUGAUGGUUGGGGGGGAAGUGUGCGAGACCAGCAAGAAAAAUGUGCUCAAGGCUAUAGCGGCCCAGGACCUGCUGCAGGAGGAGGAGACACCUCAGGGGUUGUUUGAAGACCACGGGCUGGGUUAACAGCCUGGCCAGCCAGGUCUUAGUGCAAGUCUCAAAGAUAUAUAUAUAUAUAUAUAAAUAUAUAUACAGUAUAUAGCUUAAAUAAAUUUUAAAAGGGGAAGUAUUGCUGUAACAUUUCCAAGGUCUGUGAAGGCUUUGUUCAAUUGUGUACACUCCUCGGCCUUUGAAUUACAUAUCACCUAAUAUUUAUGUAGUAAUUCAUGUACAGUGGAGGCGGUCCUCAUUUUGCAUGAAGAUUGGUUUCCUGAGAACCUUUCUAAAUUCUGACACAGAUAAAUAAAACAUUAAUGUAUAGUAAGAGCUAAAUAGGGUUAUUAACAAAGACCUGCAAAAGUUACUUUUUCUGUGGGAAGCCCCAUCGGCUCCCUGAAGCUAUCCAAACUGACAUGUGCAAUAUUAGUUUGGGAUCAUCGGUCAUGGAAGUUCUUUAUGCCUACCAGAGACCACGAGCCAGAACCUGGUCCACUCAGAGAGGUGCAGGGAGCAAUGGCUAUAUGAACACUACAUUUAGUCUAUAUCAUUUCUGCCGUCGACAGAGGAGGGCACCCAGAAAGAUAGGCGAAACGAUACAAAUCCCCAACUGGUGAAAUUUGUAACUUACAACCAAACGGAGCCAAAGAACCCCCCCCCCCCCCACAAAAGAAAACAAGUAAAUUGUCUUCCAACUAGUGUGCCCACUCGUUAGCCUGCAAUUGUUAACAAUUGCAGGCUGUCAUAGGCAAUUACUCCCUGUGCCUCUGUGAGAGGUUCUGGCUUUUUGGUAUGUUGUCUCCCCUCUUCCCCCAAAUGGAGGGGAAGCCCGUUCAGGCAAGCAGGCGGCUCACCAUUUCAGUUCUUGACUGAUGUGCAUGGUGGUCAGACAUCACCUCUGGCCUCGCUUUCCUGUCUGGAUUUUGCCUUGUGUGGCUGUGCUAGCUGUGGUGGUGGUGUGGUGGCCAGGUGUUUUGUGUAUGCAUAGCAGUAUGUGCCUAGGGCCAGCUUCCCUAGGUGCCCUGUAAGUACUACCCUUCCAUUUCAGGGUUCUCUUCCCUGCAGCGUUCGGGACUCACUCCCAUAGAGGUCUCCGUCGCUUGGUGGUGCCUUUACCCUUGGGGUUAGUCAGGGGUCGUGGGAGUUUCAUCUAAUCCUGGGUAGGGAGUGAUUUGUUGCUGGGCGGGGCGAAUUGUGAUCUGCACACAUGCGGCAGCCGACAAUUCUCUCUGCCUGCCAGUUUGUUUGUUUGUGGGAUUUUGGGGAUGUUUGCUGUACAGUAUUUUUAGUCUUUCUUUUGGUGGAGGGCUGCCUAGCUUCCUAUGAGAUCCAUCUAAGUUUUGUUUGGUAGUCAUCCUUUGGUGUCCUCGAGGUUCCACGACUGCUACUGGUUGGCAGUUUGCCUGGUAUUAGACAGGGUUCAACCGGUUCAACUGGGCUAGCUAACUCAGUACCUUGGUUACCCCAUAGGGAUUACUCACCACCCCCCUUGCGGGCCCCUGGAAAUCUCUUUAGGGCUCGGGGUGACCGUGUGCGUGUCUUCCGAGUCCUCUCUCACCUUGUGCGAGGUUGAAGGUUGUUUGUUGCCCCUGUCUCAGGGAGAUGAUCAUUGAUGCUGCCUGUCGGGUUAGUGACACCUACGACCCGGAAUCCUGCAGGAUUUGUUCUCUGCUUGUGCUCCCGUUUACCCAUUCUUUGUCUGAAGAUCUUAGGGGUCAGGCAGCGGCUGCAUUGCAUGCUAGGUUUUCUUUAUUGCAACAAGCCAGGUCACCCAUUUAGAAGCCCCGGAACUGCCUCGCUUGGGUUCUAGGAACCAGGAUUUGAGGGCGUUGGUUGCCUCGGUCUUGGUUCAGUCCGCACUCCCUUUUCCUUCUCAGGUGGGUGUGGUUUGCCCUGCUCCUCUCUCUCCCCCUGCUACCGGCUCCCAAAUAUCUGAGGACUGGAGUCGGAGCAGGGGGGGAGAGAGGAGCAGGGCAAAUAUCUGAGGGUUUCGGAGUUGGAGCAGGGUUUAGCUCGAGAUGAGGCUCGGGUAGCUUCGGGGACUGCCCCUUCCGUUACAGGUGCGGAGGUAGUCGAGCCCGAUUUUCCCGCUGAAGCUUCUGGGUCGACCCAGCAGACUCGCUUCUUUGAAGCUUCAACCCUGGACUCCGCAUUUUCUUCAGGUGUAGUAGGUAUGGAUGAGGGUUCUGCAGUGGAUAAUCAUCACACUCGUAGUCAUUUGGCCUCAGUCUUGCGCUUCCUCAGUCUUUUGGAGCUGUCCUCAGACUGGCUUUCAGGGGAUGUGGGGGCAUUGAGUGAACCUUCGGCUGGGGUUCUGGGCUUCUCCAGGAUCUUUGGCUGCCUUGCUAAAGCUGUUUGCGCUGAUCCUCCAGGAGGCAGUAUUUAUGGUAUCUCUCGCAUGUCAGCAGGCAGUUCUUGCUCUCUCUUUUGAUUCCGCUUGGGCUCUGACAUUGCAGUCUUCGUCUCCAUUCUGUCUUGUUAUUUCAGGAGGACUGUGUUGCCUAGUUUUUGUCAGCGGCUUCUAUCAGUUGCCGCUCCAUUUCUGAUUUGUUGUUGCUUCGGGGGGAAGGGGGGUUCUCGGUCCUCUUGGGGUAAUCGUGCCAUGGCUCGAGUUUCGGUAGGUCGAUGUGGGCCUUUGAUGCCAGUUUCUGAGCCGGUGUGUCCUCCAGGGUCUUCUUUGUCUGGUCGGCGUGGUGGUCGCUCUGUGCAGAAGUUGGCUUCUAAGAGGUCGCGUCAGCCCUUUCCUGGGUUGCCCCAUUGACUGGGCGCUGGGGGGGCUCUAUUUGCCCAAGCAUGGUCCCGCGAUUCAUGGCCUUUUCGGGUCGUAUCUUUUGGCCUGUGAUGGCUUUGGGCGACUCCUCCUGUUGAAGGUUCAAGGCUGGUUAGUGAAGCUUCUUCCCUCUGUCUGUCAGGUCAUCUUGGAGUAGGUUCGCCUGGGCGUGAUCAAAACAACUUCAUCCCUCAGGUGGGUUUCCCGCUUGUUUCCAGUUCCGAAACAGGACUGUGCGGAUCUUCGGUUCAUUCUGGACUUGUUCUGUCUGAACUGUUUGAUUCCUUACCACUCCCUUUUGGAUGACCACAUUGUCCCAGGUAUGGUUUAUUCUCGAGCCAGGAGUUUCGAUGAUUUCUUUGGACCUCAAGGAUGCUUUUUGGCACUUCCUAUUCAUCUGGGGUUCAGGAAUUGGAUGGGGGUUCGUGGUUGGGCGACAGGAUUACCACUUUUGUUGCCUUCCAUUCGGUCUGAAUCUGGCACCUCGCAUUUUCACGUGCUUAACCAGGACCAUCGUGACCCGUCUUCAGUUUGCUAGGUCUUUAGGUUCUGGCCUACCUCGAUGACUGGUUGGUGUUGGCUUCCACCCAGUCUGCAUGUCUGCUAGCCAGGUAUAUAGUCUUUUCCCAGCUUGCCGGGUUCGGGCUCCUGUUGAAUUGGCGGAAGUCCCAUUUGGUUCCGUCCCAGGUUCAGACUUGGCUGGGCCUCGUGUGGGAUUCUCGGAUGGCACAAGUCAAACCUGGCCUCAGACUAGACUUGGUGAGUAGAACAACUCCCAGAACCCCAUCAAGCAGGUACAUCCAUAUCUCUCUCCCUCCUGCAGCUUUGUUAUGGCUGUAGGCUCAUUGUCAGCUGUUUUUGAGGGGGACCCAGGUCACUUGGCGGUAAAGCAAGCAGCUGUGCGGGACUGAACUUUGCCAUGCUGGUUUACCCGCUGAGCAAGUUUUGGCUUCGGAGGCUGUCCUGGUAUCUUCAGAGCAGCCCCUUUCGCUGCUCUCGCAACUGCUGGGUUCGACUCCUGGUGUCCUUACAUCAGUUGCUGCGUCUCCGGCUUCCUCUUUGGGUUUUUCGGGGUUCAGUGCCGUGGUGCCUUCCCCCUCCCUCACUCGAUGUGUUCACUGACGCUUCGUUUCUUGGCUGGGGUUUUGUGACUAGCACUCACUUGGUCGGCCAGGGGCGUUGAGCUCUGUCCUUCUGUCGGAUUCACGCACAGUGCGAGAGUCAGCAGCUGUUUGGCAGGUGCUGCGGCGCUCUGUGAUCCGGCUCCAUUCGGACUGUUCCCCCUGUGGUUCAUUGUCUCAACCAGGUGGGGUCUCUGCAGUCUGUGGUUCUUUGGGGCUGGUCGUUUUGGGUGGUUCUUCUGCUGAGUUUUCGGGGUUUAGUUCUCUGUGCCAUUCACAUUCAUUGAGUGUCCAACGUCCUGGAUAUUCAUUGGGGGAGAGUGCUUCUCCUGGCCCCAUGGUGGUCAGCCCAGCCUUGGUUUCAGGUGCUGCUUGCUCGGUGUAUAUACCUAAGAGUUUUUCUGCGCCUCGGCCUCUUUCAGCAGGUCGGGCCGGUGAGGUACCUUGCUGGUUUGGCUUAUUCCGCUCUUCGUGUGUGGUUUUUCUGAUGCAGGUGUAUCACCAUUUGUACGGUGAUCAGGUGGCUUCAUUGAUGGUGUCCCAUCUGCAGUCUUCCUCUCAGCGGCAGUAUGAAAUCUCCUGGCAGUCUUUCCACCAUAUUCCUUUCCCUUCGUUGGGAUUCGUUGGUGUCUGUUCGGGUUUUGUCCUUUCUUGGGUUUUUCUGGACCGGCAUCGCAUGCCGAAUACUGUCGCUUCAUGUUGUGUGGCAUUGGCGGAGCUGCUCCAGCUUGCGUUCGGGGUGGAUGUCACUUCUGCUCCGUUCUGCAAACACUAGUGUUCUUCACCUCCGGCCUGUUCAUGCGCUGCCUGAGCCUUCUUGGUCUUUGGACUGGGUGCUCUCAUUUCUCUCCUCAUCUCAGUUUGUGGUGGCCCCUUUGGUCUGUGAUUAUUUUAUGAAAGCAGUGUUUAUGUUAGCUUUGGCCUCUGGGGGUUGGGUUUGGAAGCUUCAUGCUCUUCUCUGGCACAAAGGUUUCUGCUCCUUUGGUCCUGGGAGCCAUUUUGUUUGUUUACAGCCCUCUCCUUUUCUGGCGAAAAAUGAGACAGCUGGCUUCCAGAGGGGUCCGUUGGUGGUGGAUGCUUGGUUGGUUCGGCCGAGGGUGUGUCAUGUCUUAUGUCCAGUGGCAACUUUACAUCACUACCUGUGGGCCACUGGUUCGGUGUCAGUGGACGCUCUCUCGGUGGAUCAGGUUUCCCUGGUUCCCUGUUCCAGGGCUCGUGAUUCUCAGGUUGUCUGCAGGGUCAUAAAGUCUAGCCAGCCUGUGGUCUACCCUUGUGCCCAUGAUGUGCGAAAAUAUGCUGCUCUCGCUGCUGUUUUCGGAAAACAUGUCUUGGGUCGACAUUCGGGUGCGGGGAUUUUUGAAAUCGAACAGGGUCCUGGCUUCUAGAUAUCUUGUCAACUUUCCGGACCCUCUCUGGCCUUGUACUGUAUUUCUUUGAGAUGUCUGUCGCGGCCUGUUGUCUCAUCUUUGUCUUGAGACCUGUGGUGCCGCCGCCUCCUGGGUAAGUCCCUGAUUUUACUUAUUGGUGGGUAGUUAGCUUCAGGAAGCCGACAGGACUCCCCACAAAAAAACAGCGAUGAAUGUAAUAAAACAGCAUUUUCUGGGCGAGCCCCGGAGGCUCCCUGACACCCUUUGGUCUGUGUUUUCAUCAUUCUACGAACUGGGAUGGUGAACCACCUGCUUGCCUGAACGGGCUCCCACUCCCUACAUUUGGGGGAGGGGGGCACUAACAAGCGGGCGUGCUAGUUGGAUGACGAUUUACUUGUUUGUUUUCUUUUGGGGGGAGUUCUUUGGCUCUGUUCAGAUGUAGGUUGAAAUUUGUAUUGUUUUGCCUAUCUUUCUGGGUGCCCUCCUUGGUCAAUGUCAAACAUGACAUACUCUAAGGAUAGUGUGUUCAUAUGGCCACUGCUCCCUGCAUCUCUCUGAGUGGACCAGGUUCUGGCUCGUGGUCUUCAGUAGGCAUAGAGAACUCCUGUGACUGAUGACCCCAAACUUAUAUUGCACAUGUCAGUUUGGAUAGCUCCAGGGAGCCAACGGGGCUCGCUCAGAAAAUGGUGUUUCAUUGCAUUCAAUGCUGUUUGUUUUUUACUUUAUUUUCUUCAAUAAAGUAUCUGCUGUACAGUACAUGAACAUUAAUAUAUAAUGUUCUGUUUACUUUCCACCCACAAAUACAGUACAAAAUGGAAUCCAGAAUGCUUGGAAAGUGAAAUGAUGCACAAAUAUCAUAAACCAUAUUGUAAAAAACAAGAAAUAUCAUAUUCCAAAAUUACCAAGUCAUAUAUGGGAGCCUGAUACACUGCCAACAAUUCUCUUGAUCUGCAGAUUACUUGGUAAUCUGAGCUAAACCUUUGUAAAGUAAAAAAAAAAAAAAAUAAUAAUAAUCACUCGCACUUGUAACCUUGACAUAAUGUGAAUGAUGUCAUUACCUCGUGCCGCACAAAAUGAGGGCCUCUCGCACUGUACUGAUUUUUUUGUAAACACGAUGCAGAUAAUUUAGAUUAAAAUUUAGAAUAUUUGUUCAUAGAACAUCAGGUGUUUAAAAGUUAUCUA
This is a messenger RNA of Procambarus clarkii (red swamp crayfish), 7080 nucleotides long. It is a transcript of the gene AP-1sigma, whose product is annotated as AP-1 complex subunit sigma-2. Gene Ontology annotation, cellular component: intracellular membrane-bounded organelle; membrane coat; AP-1 adaptor complex. The record is from RefSeq and is a predicted model, not a curated record. Gene Ontology annotation, molecular function: clathrin-cargo adaptor activity. Lineage: Eukaryota; Metazoa; Arthropoda; Malacostraca; Decapoda; Cambaridae. Gene Ontology annotation, biological process: intracellular protein transport; vesicle-mediated transport.